Messenger RNA from Aspergillus melleus, 303 nucleotides. RefSeq lists its product as uncharacterized. NCBI's taxonomy places the organism in Eukaryota, Fungi, Ascomycota, Eurotiomycetes, Eurotiales, Aspergillaceae. The record is from RefSeq and is a predicted model, not a curated record. The transcript is spliced from 2 exons. Bases 1 to 303 code for a protein of 100 amino acids.
AUGCCAAAGAUCCUCGAUCAUACUAUCUUCCAGCCUGGUCUGUUCCUGGACUACCUCGCGUCACCCUACAAAACCGCGAAGCAUGUUGGUCCACUUGACACCGUGUUUGACUUUAAGAACUGUCGGGCUAUUUUAGUCGAUGGCCACGAAAAUGCGAUAAUUACUUUGACCACGGUCGCUGACCUCGCUGCUGUCAUUGCCCGAGCAGUGGACUAUGAAGGCGAGUCGCCUGAGACUGGAGGAAUCAGAGGCAAUAGAGUCGCGGUCGGUGGCAUUGUCAAGAUUGGGGGCUAUUCGAGGUAA